AUGGACAAAUUGGAGAAGACUCGACAAGAACUGUCAAAGUACCAGUAUGUACAGUUUGCGUUUUGCGACAUCAAUGGCACUUCUCGUGGGAAGAUUCUUCCGGUUCGCAACGUUGACAAUUUUGAGAAGGGCUUGGCCAUACAUGCUGGUUCAUUGAUGUUUAGCCACAAAGGUGAGUUCGUCAUUCCAAAAGAGGUAUCAGCCACGACCUGUGGAAACAUGGCUUUUGUUCCUGAUUUGGACACACUACAUCCAAUUCCUUGGGCUGGCAAUGGCAAGUUCAAGGUCGCAGAAUUCUACUGUGAAACGGCAUGGAUGCCAAGUCGCAAAUACCAGGAGGCCUGUCCCAGAUACAUCGCCAAACGACAGUCCCAGAGGCUGCAAGACAUGGGAUACGAAUCAUUUUCUGGAUUCGAAAUGGAGUUCAUGUUAAAGAAUCGACAGACGAAAGCGCCAUUAUUUGAUGGGCUUGAUUACUGCAUGAACAGAACCUUUAAACGAAUAGAACCAUUUCUAUUCGAACUCGAUUCGCAGCUGCUCGAAUCUGGCGUAGAAAUUGAAGAAUUACAUGUCGAGUAUGCUCCAGGUAUGGUAGAAUGUAUCAUGAAGCCGCAGUGGGGAAUCAAAUGUCCAGACUCGACUUUUGGCUUUAUCCAAGGUCUUUUAGAAAUGGCCGAACAGCAUGACUUGUUGCCAACGUUUUUUUUAAAAUCAAAUAUGACAGAGAAUAACAUAGGUACGCACUUUAAUCUCUCCGUGUGGAAUAAAGACACGAAAGUCAACGUCUUCCAUGAUGCAACACAAGCAGACUGUUUGUCAGACACCGCGCGCUAUUGGAUUGGCGGAUUGAUGAAGCACGCUGGGGCACUGACAGCUCUCUGUUCUCCAGCAGUCAACUGCUACCGCCGCUUAUUUCAACCGUGGGCACCAGGCAAGUGUUUCUGGGACAUAGACAAUCGUAAUGCAUCAUUUCGUGUGAAAAAUGACAACAUGAAGAACACCUAUAUUGAAAACCGAAUUCCCAGUGGGAAAUGCAACCCAUACCUGGUAUAUGCAGCAACGCUUGCAGCUGGUAUUGAUGGUAUUGUCAACAAGAUAAAAUGUCCUCCUCCUAACGACCCCACUGCUCCGGACAUCCCAUCAUCCCUAGCGGCUGCCUUGGAUGCCCUGAAAGAAGAUGAUGUCAUGGUGUCUGCGUUGAGUCAGCAGUUCAUUGAUUGGUUCAUUCAACUCAAAACGGAAAAGGAAAUAAAACCUUUACAAGAAGCCCCUAACGACGAAAAGAGGUUCCAGAUGGAAAUAGAAAUGUAUGCAUAA
Messenger RNA from Gigantopelta aegis, 1317 nucleotides. RefSeq names its product lengsin-like. Bases 1 to 1317 code for a protein of 438 amino acids. Lineage: Eukaryota; Metazoa; Mollusca; Gastropoda; Neomphalida; Peltospiridae. Gene Ontology annotation, molecular function: glutamine synthetase activity. The record is from RefSeq and is a predicted model, not a curated record. Gene Ontology annotation, cellular component: membrane; cytoplasm. The transcript has 2 exons.